Molecule: messenger RNA, 1383 nt
Organism: Insectozyma verbasci
Lineage: Eukaryota; Fungi; Ascomycota; Pichiomycetes; Serinales; Debaryomycetaceae
Source: the annotation of a GenBank genome assembly
AUGGCUGGUGGUGAAAUAAUAUCAUUAUCUUUUGGUCAAUUAUCAAAUAAUAUUAUAACUCAUUUAUAUAAUACUCAAGAUUCAUUAAUACCUUAUUCAAAAGAACAAAAAGACAUCCUACUUCAUGAUUUAUCGACUUUUUUAACGAGAUUUAAAGAUCCAACAUCAAAUGGCUACAAUUAUUCUCCAAACUGUUUAGUUUAUGACUUGAGAAAUGGGUUGGGCAGCUUAUCAAAAUACGAAUAUAGCGAACCAAAACCAAAUUUAUCAGAUUAUACAAUGUUGAAUGGUCAACUACCUCCUAAAAACGAAUUUCAGAGACAAUUAGAUAUUGGAGUAUCGAAAGGAAACUUGUUGAAUGUUCCAAAUACUGCCAAUUGGACCGAUUUUGGAAAAUUGAUAUAUAAUAAAAGGUCAUUACAUACAAUUAAAAACUAUACUACUUAUCUACAACAUUAUAAUAUCCCAAAUUUGAAAUUUGAUACAUUUCCAAAAGGUGUAGAAGAAUUUAAAAGUAAUGAUAAAGAAAUAGAUGAUUUCAGAUUUUUUCUUGAGAAAUGUGAUAAGUUUCAAGGAUUACAGAUCUUGAAUGAAUUAGAUAAUGGAUGGAAUGGGUUUUCAAAUGAGUAUAUAACUAUGUUGAAGGAUGAAUAUUUUAAUAAUUCAAAUAAAUUGAAUAUUUGGAAUUAUUCAAUUAUAACCAAGGAGAAUAAGAAUGUAAGGCAGAAACAGAAUUUGAUAAGGUCAUUUGUUGAAACUUGGAGGAGUUCAAGUCUAUUUAUACCGUUGAAUUUGGACACUCAUUCAGAUUUAUUAACGUCAAAUUUCAACUUUGAGUCCAAUUGGCAUAAAUCUGCCAUAUUUGCAAUGUUUAUAAAUUCAAUAUGGGGUAUCAAUUCACAAGAUAAAGACCAGAUUAACAUGAGUGGGUUACAAAACCUUAUACUAAGUGAAGAAAAUGAAAAUAGAAAAAUCAUAAAUGAUGUUAAGAUUAAAGGUAUUGAUAUUCAGGCAGAUAUUGUAAAUUAUUAUGAUUUACCUAAUUAUGAUAUAGAUUUAAGUUUAGCUAGUGGUCCUUCAGGCUUUAAUUUUAAUCAAACAUUUAUAAACCAGGACUCAACACUUGUUAAUCCUGAUAUUGAGAACAUUUUACAAGUUGAUACGUUCCCGACUGGCAUUCUUGUAAACAAGAAGGAGACUAAGUUCAAUAUUGAAAUGAAUCAGUCAUCAAGUUUGAGAAAUUGGUUAAAACCAUACAUGAAAAUAAUUGAAAAUUCAAAAGAGAAUGAAAUAAUCGAUGAUAAAAAUGAAUUAAUUGAAGAAAUCUGUCAAAUUAUGAAUGAAUAUGCUACUACUGAAGAAUCAGAUGAGGAUUAUGAAUAG